GCCGAUCACUGGCGAGGAAAGUCAACGUCAGCAAGGUGGUGCCAUCGCCGCCCUUCACUCGCACGAGGGACGCUGGAGUGGAUUGGUGGGCAAAGAUCGCCUUCUUGCUGGAGGAGUUGGACAGGGCCUGUGCGAAGACGGAGCCUCCGAGGUGCAAAGAGGAGUGCGCGAAGCUGGCCGGCAGUAUGCAAAGGAUGGAGUGCUACUCUCAGUGCUCGGCAUUCUCUCAAUGGGCAGAGAGGCAGUACAUCUCGGCACCUGGGAAGCUGUUCCGCCUUGUUAAGUCCUUGGAGAUCGGGCGGAUCGAGCAGCUACUCUCUACGGCCACGGACAACGCCGAGGCAAACCCCUUCCCUGUCUUCGACAUGGACACGCUAGAGGAUGGCACCAGGAAGAUGAAGGGGUCAUCGGCGAAAGGCAUCGAACAACUUGGGAAGAAGGAUCUUGUUUGGCUACCUGAGUCGGGCAAGCAAGAGUUGGUCUACUUAUUCCAGCAGAUCGAGCAGGAGGGUUGCACGGAAGCAGGUUUGGUCAUCUCACCCAAGUCCACUAUCGUCACCAAUCAAGUGGACCUCGGCAAAGCACUACAAAAGGGGUUCGAGAAGGAGGGCUUCGCGGUCAAAAUUGCCAGUGUGGCGACGGACUUCGGCAUCGACAGAGGCGCCGCUGGCUGUCUGCGGCCCAAGCAAGCACAGCGCCGACGUGGUGCAGCCGCUCGCUUCAAUCGUGUCAAGCGCUUUGCACAAGGGGCUGUGCGCAAGAAGAUUGGUGGGAAAUUGUCGAUGAUGGGUGUUUUACCUAUGGCGGAUUACUCGGGCAAAGUGUUUGGAGCAGCGCCAACCGUCAUCGACGGUUGGAGGAAGUCAUCGGGGCAGACUCUGGCGAAGAAGUGGCCAGGGCUGUGCCUUGCCACGCUGCUGCAGCUCCGAGUUGGCAGGAAGGACCCGCAGUGCCAGAUCGUGCGCAGGUUGAUUGAAUCCUGGAUGGCAGUUAUUUCCCAACCUGGGCUGGACCUGGAGCUUGCCCGACGCACCUGGAGGUCAGCGCGCAGGCGGAUUGAGAUGCGGGCGCAGAAGGAUAGGUGGAGGGGUAUCACUGGAGCGGCCUCGGCUACGAUUGCGACUGUAUUGGACAUUGGAUGGGGCCCAGUCGGACCUUGGGCGUGGAUUUCAGAUACCGGCGAAAGAUUCAUGGCACCCGACAGUACCAUUGGGCAAGGCCAGCAGGACAUGAGCGAGCUCAAGGAAGCCAUCUCCGACUCCAUCGACAGGAUGCUAUGGGCCAGGGCCUCCAGGCACUGGAAUGGCAACGGUGUGGACGAAGGUGCAGAUCUUCGCGACGCUCGGAGGCGCCUCAGCUCCCUCCGCAUGAAAGGUGAGCACGAGAUGGCAGGCGCGAUGGAAGCAGUGAUGACGGGAGCGUCCUGGAUUGGGUGGUCAUACCAGGUGAUCCAGGUCACGAGCGAUCCCGAGCUCGAUGUGAAGCUACUUUACUCGAGGGGAGGUGGGAUCCCCAAGAAGCAGACCAUCAACAGGGGUGAGACUACGGCGCUUCUCCGUGCAUUGGAGGACUUGCUUGAGUUGGGCAUGCCCAUGACCUUCGUGACGGACUCGGGGCAUGUACUCAAGGGGAUCACAAAGAUCUCCUCAGGACGGCUGCCUACCACCAACCUGGACCUUUGGUUGCAGGUGAAGCAGGCAUUGGUACGGUCCCCACAUAACCUCCAAGUUGUCAAGAUCGAGAGCCACAUGACCGUCGAGCAAGCCAAGCUGACCAACACCAACAUCGAGCACUACCUGGCCAAUGCUCUCGCGGAUGAAGCCGCGGGGUUCUGGGCUCGGAAGUGCGCAGUAUCGAGUGAUGUCGUUGCGGCAGUCGAACAUGCCGAAGCGAUUGGUCGAGCAGCGAGGAAGCAUUUGGCGAAGGCUUUCCUGGCAGCGGCAGAGGCGAAGCCAAGGCGUCUUCGACCAACACGUUCGAUGGCCAAGAAGUUCUGUCGGAAGGUGAUGAUGUCGGAACACCAGGUAUACAAUGGCAUGGGUACGGCAUUCCACUGCUCUGCUUGUGGUUGCAGCGCCAGCGGGAGGAAGCCAGAGAUAUUAUUGGAGACGCCUUGCUUGGGCGGAGUGGUCAAGGGUAGCAUCCAGCGGAUCGGCGACAUGGGCAUCAUGGCGCAGGGUGUUCCCAUCCACGAGCCGCACCUGCUUGGGUACUUCAGUGACAUGAAGAUCCACGC
This is a messenger RNA of Prorocentrum cordatum, 2236 nucleotides long. The record is from the annotation of a GenBank genome assembly. Lineage: Eukaryota; Dinophyceae; Prorocentrales; Prorocentraceae.